Trichosporon asahii var. asahii CBS 2479 is the source of this 1155-nucleotide messenger RNA. RefSeq lists its product as uncharacterized. Bases 1 to 1155 code for a protein of 384 amino acids. NCBI's taxonomy places the organism in Eukaryota, Fungi, Basidiomycota, Tremellomycetes, Trichosporonales, Trichosporonaceae. The record is from RefSeq and is a predicted model, not a curated record. The transcript has a single exon.
AUGGAGCCGACGCCGACCCCACCGGACCCAUCGGACAUUGAGGGACCGGGAACGCCAACUCCGGGCCCGAAACCCCUCCCCAUCCCACUCCCCAUGCCGACCCCGACGCCAGCUUACACGAAGGAGGAUCUGCGAGCCACACUCAAGGCGGAGUCGAAACGCAUGGCCGCCGAGGAGAAGAAGGCUGCUGCAGAGAAGAAGAAGAAGGACAAGGCCGCCGCCAAGGACGCGAAGAAGAGCCCGUGGCAGCUCGAGAAGGAGAGGCUGGAGGCGGAGACGAAGGUCCGCCUGAAGGAGAUUGAGGCCGCACACAAGCAAGCCAAAGCUGAAGAAAAGGCUGCAAAGAAGGCAGAGCAGAAAGCGAAGAGGAAGGCAAACGGAGGGGGGUUUAGCUUCUUUGGCUGUUUCCGGCCCAGAGGAUGUGGUUGUGAUAAAGAGUGCGGCUGCCACUGCGCAACUCCCCCAAACCCCGCGAAGGACGGCGAGGACGAGCUCAGCUACACUUACUACCCGAAGUACGAGCCGAUCAACCAGCCGACUCCGGACUACAGCGCUUGGAAGGCGGGACCGGGACCACUCCUCACCCAGCAACUCGUGUACAAUCCGCCACGCGCUGAGGAGGCUGCACGUCUGCACUCGCGUCUUAGUGGUCGCAACAUUUCCGUGCACUACCCCGUCCUACCGAGUCUGAGGGAGUACGAAGGAGUAUGCGAGCCAUGGAGACGAUAUGAGGGAUGGAACGGCUACGGCUGGGAGGGAGACAGCAUCGGCGAGCAAAAGAAGCCGGAGAAGAAAGGACCACCAAAUCAAAAGCCGGGAGGACAAGGCGGACCGGGAGGAGCUGCCAAGCCGCAGCAGCAAGGAGGAGGGAAGGGCGCUAAGUGUGCUGAUUCCGCCUCGAAGUCGCCGAAGCAAGCGGCAGAUGCCAAAGCUCACGAGUCCAAACCCGACAACGCCGAAUCUCCCAAGGCAAGUGAAGACGGCGAUAGUCGACCAACAACGCCAAGUGGUGGGGCGACAAAAUCCCCAGCCAAGGGUAUUCUCAAGAACGCAAGCGGCAAUCAGAAGGAGGGCGGAGGAAGCGGAGAUCAGCCGGGUAAAGGGAAAGGGAAGAAGACGGUCAGGGUGAACGAGAAUAAUGACAAUGCUUCAUAG